AUGAACGGCCACGAGUCACCCCCUAGCCCCACGGCCACCACCAGCGCCCAGUCGUGGCACGACGAGGCGGCGACCUGUGUCCCGUCUCCGGCAGAAACCCCACGGUCAACCACGUACCCAACGGACAGCAGCACGGAGAAGCAAACUAAAGUGCAUACGGACGAGGUCGACGGCCCACUGACGGUCACGACUUCGCACCUGUCAGGAGUGGCGGCGACCCAGCUGGAGAUGCUCCUCCACUCGAGCGUCCGACAGCACGGACACCCGGCCCACGUCGGUGCAGGUAAAGGUGAAGAAGGCGUCUUGGAGGAGCGUAUGACUGUAGACCUCGGCAAUGGACCGGAAGAGGCGGUCAUUGUCGAGUGGCGUAAAGACGAUCCAGAGUGCCCAUACAACUGGUCUUCGACACGCAAAGCAGCCACCACCUUGGCCGUGUGUUACCUCACCUCUCUCACGGCUGUCAACGCGACCAGUACAGGCGUCAUGGCCGAAUGGGGCAUACCGUGGUUCAACACUACACACGAGGGGUACAUCGUCGGCGGAUUCUGUUACCUCUUUGCAGUGGCGAUUACGCCACUUGUGCUCGCCCCCAUGAGCGAGUUGUUUGGCCGAAACGUGAUUUACCACGUCACAAGUACCAUCAAUGCGCUCCUGUUCAUCCCGCCGAUCUUCUCCCACUCGUACUCUGGCCUGCUCGCCGCAAGGUGGUUCCAAGGCAUGGUCUCGAGCGUCGGCAACUCAAUGGUCGGCGGCAGCAUUGCCGACAUUUACCGCGCGGCCGACCGCGGACCCAUGAUGAACGUGUUUGCCAUCUUCAUUUUCGCCGGGCAGGCCUUUGGUGGCGUGUGCUUUGGAUGGAUCGGGAUGAAGCUGGGCAUCAGGUGGUGUUAUGGGAUCCAGGGGAUUGCGGCUGCGCUGUCGUGUCUGGUCAACUUUGCGGUUUUGAGGGAGACGAGGUCGGACGUCAUCCUUGCGAGGAGGGCAGCGAGGUUGACAAAGGAGACUGGACAAAAGCAUGUCACCGCCGCCGAGCUCCAGAAGAAGAGCUUGAAACAACUUUUCAUCGUCGCCUUGCGACCACUGCAAUAUCUCUGCACGGAACCCAUUGUCACCGCCAUGUCCCUCUGGGUUGGGUUUGCCUGGGGCUGCGUCUUCCUCGGCACCUCUUCAGUCCUCCUCGUCUUUGGCCAGUACGGCUGGAACUCUGGACUGAGGGGCACUGCCGAGAUAUGCACCCUCAUCGGCGGCAUUCUUGGAUUUAUCAGCAACUAUCACGCAGAGUACCUGUACGCCCGUGCCGCAGCCAGAGCACCAGAUGGACGAGCGGCACCAGAGGUACGCCUGUAUUGGGCUGCCACAGGUGGACUCCUCUUCCCUCUUUGCAUGUUCGGGUUUGCGUGGACCGGCCAGCCCCACAUCCACUGGGCUGUGCCAGCGGUGUUCCUCUGUCUGAGCUACUGGGGCAUCUACAUCAUGUACUCAAGCGUCUUCAACUACCUGGCCGACGCGUAUGAGACGUACAGCUCCUCGGCACAAGCUGCACAAAGCUUUUCGCGCAACGUCUUCUCCAGCAUCUUCCCGCUCUUUGCGACAGCCAUGUACACGCACUUGGGGUACCCCGUCGCCUCGACAGUAGCUGCAUCCAUUGGCCUGGUGCUGGCUGCCGCGCCAAUUGCGCUGGUGUUUUACGGCAAAAAGCUGCGGCAAAAGAGUAAGGUUGCGAGCGCCAUUUGGGCGAGUGAGUCGGAGGGCAAGUAG
Messenger RNA from Apiotrichum porosum, 1758 nucleotides. RefSeq lists its product as uncharacterized. The record is from RefSeq and is a predicted model, not a curated record. Gene Ontology annotation, molecular function: transmembrane transporter activity. Gene Ontology annotation, biological process: transmembrane transport. Bases 1 to 1758 code for a protein of 585 amino acids. NCBI's taxonomy places the organism in Eukaryota, Fungi, Basidiomycota, Tremellomycetes, Trichosporonales, Trichosporonaceae. The transcript is spliced from 5 exons.